AUGCCUGCUGGUGUAUACAAAAUUUCUCCCUUCGGGACCAGUCCUGUCAGAGUUUACUGCGACCUGGAGACAAUGGACGGAGGAUGGACGGCAAUUCAGAAACGGGUAGGUGGAUUCGUGAACUUUGAUAGGAAUUGGUCGGAAUACAAGAAUGGUUUUGGUGCAGCGGAACAUAAUUACUGGGUUGGAAAUGACGUAAUACAUCUGUUAACAAACGAAAAGAACUCAUCUCUGUAUAUCUCCAUAACUGUACAGAAUGGUACAAGGCUGCAUGAAUUGUACAAUGGAUUUUCGGUCUCCAAUGAAACAGAGAAAUAUCAACUCUUUCUUGCAGGACCUGCUACUGGAACCCUAGGAGGCAGCAUAGAAGCCGACUAUCUUAGACGGAUGUACUUUAGUACCCCAGACAGGGAUAACGACAGGAGCAGUGGAGGUAACUCUGCUGCCUCUAACGGACGAAAAGGAGGCUGGUGGUUUGACAAAUGUAACAUCGCUUUCCUUAAUGGACAAUGGGCCUCUGCAGACUGGAUUUGGCCUUGGUUCACUACAGUAUUGAAGGGGACAUCUGUGAGGGAGACAGUGAUGAUGGUUAAACGUCACUAG
Molecule: messenger RNA, 603 nt
Organism: Saccostrea echinata
Lineage: Eukaryota; Metazoa; Mollusca; Bivalvia; Ostreida; Ostreidae
Product: fibroleukin-like
Exons: 5
Coding region: 1-603 (200 amino acids)
Source: RefSeq, a predicted model, not a curated record